AUGAAGAUCAAGCAAGUCCACAGUGACAUUAAACCCCUCAAUCAAAUAAGCAGCCUUAUAACUUUCCCACUCGCAUUUUUUCCCCUCAUCUAUAUAGUUGUACCGAGUCAUCGUACUCCCAUUCCCAAACUUAUCAACACCCUCGAAAUAAUAUAUCACGGGCUUUCCACACGGGCCCAGCUCGAUGGGCCGGACAUCGAACGUGAACGGGCCGUCGUUCCAAGCCCAUGUCGAAAAUUGGUGUGCUCAAAUUCUUCGCGGUCUCGUAAAAUGGGUACAAUUGCACGGUGUAGCCCCACGAGACGGAUAUGGACCAGUUUCGGGUCGUGUCGUAGCAGAAAGUGUGUUGUAGGGUUUGGGCAGGGUCGGAUUUGUAGGCGGUGA
Messenger RNA from Striga asiatica, 384 nucleotides. NCBI's taxonomy places the organism in Eukaryota, Viridiplantae, Streptophyta, Magnoliopsida, Lamiales, Orobanchaceae. The record is from the annotation of a GenBank genome assembly.